AUGUUUCGGAUGCCUGCAGUCAAGAAGCCCUUCUCGAGCCACCGGCUGAGCGAUACGCAGAAGUCCAUAGAGGACGGUGCGCCAAGCCCCUAUGUACCUGCCACGCCGACGAGCGUCACAAGCGUGACCUUUGAUUGGGCUCAUGCCUGCCCCAUCUACACCAUCAAGGGCAACAGCGUUUGGCACAAGGGCGGUGGUGAGCUGCCGUACCGCCCUGUCAUUGGCGAUCUCGCGAUGCGGCCAAACACAGGCAAGUACCUCUUCUCCUACCGCAUCAACACCGACAACAGUCGUGUCGGCUUCUGCACCAGCUGCGUUUACACCAACGAUGAAGAUCUGCAGAAUAUAGAGUUCGGCAAGGCUGUUGCGAUGGACGCGGAGAGAAGUGAGCCGCUGCUGGACCAAAACCUGGCGCAACCGAGCUUUCUGCAGGCCAUUGGCGCCGUUCCUACGCCGCCUAGCAAGCCUUGGGAGGCCUAUAUGGAUCUACAAACCUCGAAAGUGUUCGUGAACGGCGUCGAGAAGCACAGUUUCUGGCGUCUUUUCGUGCCCAUCAGCGGCGGCGUUGCCUCCUUUGUAGUGGACACCAACGCCGGCGCGGUGCAAAUGUUUAUGAACGGCAAGUACGUGGGCAUGAUGCUGGAUGAGCAAAGUGGGCUAAAGGGCAACACUGUAUACCCCUGUGUGGGCAUCUCCGGGUGUGACAUGGCCAAUCGCAGCAUCGAGAGUGGGUGCAUGGGUGCCUUUGUCGAGCCAGCCCAUGCGUUCGAAUGCCUCUACUAG
Molecule: messenger RNA, 783 nt
Organism: Leishmania mexicana MHOM/GT/2001/U1103
Lineage: Eukaryota; Euglenozoa; Kinetoplastea; Trypanosomatida; Trypanosomatidae
Exons: 1
Coding region: 1-783 (260 amino acids)
Source: RefSeq, a predicted model, not a curated record